This is a messenger RNA of Drosophila serrata, 1057 nucleotides long. RefSeq lists its product as uncharacterized. Lineage: Eukaryota; Metazoa; Arthropoda; Insecta; Diptera; Drosophilidae. The record is from RefSeq and is a predicted model, not a curated record.
UAAUAAAAAUAGUUGAGCAAUUUUUUAGUUUCCUAAGAGAAAUGGCUCUGGAAAUGACCUAUAUUAUGGAUAAGAACUCAGUUCCCUGGCUGCUGUGGCGACCUCCGAAAAAAGAUGAGGCUAAAGGCGAAGACUCACCGGAUAACAAGCUCACCUUCGAUGGACCACAAGUGGUAGCCUUCCAUUUCCUCACCAAACACGGCCAAGAUCUUGUCAAUUCAAAUCCCACAUGGUUGAAGGUGCUCGAUCAGCUUGCUCAGGAGUACGCCGGAAGGAUUCGAUUCAGUCUGCAAGAAAUGUCCACCAUAGGGGAAUUCAACGAGAACCUAAAUGCCGAGGACUUUGGCAGCUAUCGGAAAGGAUUGCCACCGCGGAUCUACGGCAAGGACUCCCAGGGCCGUGUCUACGAAAUGCACAAGUUGGUCAGCCACAAGUACUUGAAGGAGUUCUGCGAGCAACUCCUGCAUGAUCAGCUCUUCCGGGCAGUGAUCUUGGGCCCUUCUACCAAACAGGACUCAUCGUCAAGGAACUACUUUGAGCUUUGUGAACAGAGGAGUGGUGACAUGCUGGUUAUGCUGUACGAUCCCGCCAGCUACUACUGGACCUUUCAGGAACGAAAGCUACGAAAACUGGUCCGCCUGCUGGCCGGCGAGGAUCUGCCCAUUGUGGUUGUGGACAAGGCAAACAAUUACCUCGGCGUGGGCUUCAAUGCCAAUUGGCAACAGCUCAUCUACUGCCACAGUUCCACCAUUUUCUCGUCACCAAGUCGAGAUGGCUGGGACAUCAGACUGAAUAUUUUGAUGGAGACUACCCGGCAAUACCUGCGCCACAUAGCUGGUAACAGAAAACCAGAGUUAAAGAACUAUGAUGCCAAGGGCGAGCUAAGGGGACCAGUGGAGGCUUUGGACUUCAUUCAGUAUUUGUAUUAGACUAAGUUGAUAAUUGUUGAGACUUAUUUAUAAUAUGUUUAAUGACUUUGAUGGGUGAACUGUCCCCAAUGUCAAACCAUGUUUGUCCGAAAAAUAUCAAAAUCGAAUUACGCACAGCUAGGUUUAAA